Messenger RNA from Lecanosticta acicola, 2073 nucleotides. The record is from the annotation of a GenBank genome assembly. NCBI's taxonomy places the organism in Eukaryota, Fungi, Ascomycota, Dothideomycetes, Mycosphaerellales, Mycosphaerellaceae.
AUGAUUACCGCCGUGGCAGCAGAGGCGGCAUCCUCAGUCGGCUCCAACAUCUUCGCCGUCCUCUCUCUCCUGGCGAUUGCUCUCCUGGCGCUACUCGUCAUCCGGCACUACCUGCCCCUCCGAUCCACGCCCUCAUACCUCCUCGUGCCCGUCUUCUUGGCUCUUGCGCUGCCUUCGAGCAUCAUCGUCCUCGUUCCCAUCGAUCUCGCCUCUACCCAAGGAAACCAUGGCGUAUGGCUCCCCAAAAGAGUAAUCCUGGUCACGUGGAGGAUAACGUACUGGCUCACUUUCUGCCUCACCUGGUUCAUUCUCCCUCUGCUGGGCGAGUACUGUGAUGCGGGAUUCAGGGACACCAAGAGCCGCAUGAUGUACUCAUUUCGCACGAAUCUCCGAUAUCAAUUGAUUAUGCUGGCAACGGGUAUUGUGUGCCUCGUGUAUAUCGUCCUCCAAAAUGGCUUCCGCGCAGACAGUAUUAAAGGUCUGGUCAUGGCUCUAGCAUAUGCUUGGGGUUUGAUCCUGGCCAUCGGACUCAUGGGACAUGGCUUGGUCGCACUACCGCGCCGCGUGUAUCUUAACGCCAGCGUCAGUGGACGUCUGAAAAGGCUACAGGCCAACGCCCCGAAGAUCAAAGACUCCCUAGACGAAGCAACGGACAAGCUUGACGAACUGGAGCGGACUGUUUUGCAGCUAAAGAGGCAUAAAGGCGGCUCUUCACGCGCACAGGGGGAAUGGAUCGACGAGCUUGCCGAGACCUCAACUCUACCAGAAUCAAGGCCCGGCAUGACCGCCGCCAUCCAUGCUACAAAUCCUAGCAUUCCUGCGGUGGUGACGGAUCGUUAUUUGGCAGAUCUCACGCGCAAGCUUAAAAGAGCUCGACACCGGAAGGCUCGCUUUGUUAACGAAUGGACUGAUUUAUGUCAACGCGCACGGGAUACCCAGGAAAUUCUUGAUUCCGCAUCUUCAAAGCAGCUGGAUUUUGGCAGAAGACGUCCGGGCGAUGGGUCCUUGUUUGGACGCAUGACGGUUCUGACUCCAACAAUGCGCUACCACCUACAUAUGAACAUCAUUCCGUAUUUGCGCAUGGCUCUAGCCGGGAUUCUCGCCAUCGCGUCCGUCUUGAUCGUCUGGAGCGAACUUGUCAAAUCAUUCGCGCCCAAGCUUUCAGUCAUCGGUCUCACCGUCCUACAUCAUUCGGAUGCCGAGCGUGGCAGCAAGAUCGACUUCGGUGGCCAGCUUAUAGCAGCAGCGUGGCUACUUUACAUGGAUACUAGCGCUCUCUACGCUAUUAGCGAUGUGAAGGUCUGGGGCAACCGGGCACUGGUGAGGCGUCAAACGUACGCAGAGAGUGCGUGCUGGUAUAGUUUGCAAGUCGCGAAGCUGACGGUACCGCUGUCUUACAACUUCAUCACGAUGAUCCCACCGGAGGUCUACCAGGAAACCAGCUUCUACAAAUUCCUCGGGCAGCUGAUCAACCUGAUCCCUCUAGGCCAGGGCUUCAGCAGAUUUUUCCCUUGCUUCUUACUCAUCCCCAUGCUCGCCACGCUCUUCAACCUGUACGGCAAGGCGAAGAAUGUCUUUGGGUUUGGAGUGUUGGAGGACGAGAGCGAAGGCAAUCCUUCAGGUCGUGGCACUGGCGGCUGGCGAGAAGGCAGAGCCUUGAUCGAGCGCGAACUUCAAUCUGGCGGUGUCGGUGGUGGCGCAAAUGUCGGGCUGUCAAAUAGAGACGCCUCCCUGGACCUCGAACGGGGCAUCUCCACACCGCCAACACAGCGUCCGCGCCCACGAGAGGGACCCUUCCGCGACGAAGGCAUCCAGGACGCCAAUCGCCGGUUCAAUGCCAUCACGAACCAGGAAGAGCCCGAAGAUGACUCGCCGCGCCAUUUCUAUCAAGAUUUCGGGGAGCGCAUACGGAAUACCUUUGACACGGCGGAGCAGCCAGAAUGGAUGAGGAAUAUUGGGAGUGCUUUCAAAACGCCCAAAUGGAUGCAGAGUGAUCAACGAGAUGACGCGGGAGGCUCUGUGUUAUCUAGAUGGUUGGGUGGCCGGCCCGAAGAUGGCAGGGUCAGGCUGUAA